Aspergillus homomorphus CBS 101889 is the source of this 522-nucleotide messenger RNA. RefSeq lists its product as uncharacterized. Lineage: Eukaryota; Fungi; Ascomycota; Eurotiomycetes; Eurotiales; Aspergillaceae. The transcript is spliced from 2 exons. The record is from RefSeq and is a predicted model, not a curated record. The coding region runs from base 1 to 522 and encodes 173 amino acids.
AUGGUCAAAUUAUUUCUUCUCUUUACGGUGCUUGGCUCCUCGCUUCCGUUGAUUGUCGCCCAGUCCGAUAGUGCUGCGAUCGGGGAGAUGCCUAAGCUCGACUCUGAGAUAGAGAAGCAGUGUUACUACAAUAUAUUAUGUAACAUAACUGAGGAGGCUACGCCAGACAUAAAGAUAGCUUGGGAAGCGUUGCUUGCAAACGGGAUCAAAAUCGAGCCCGAACUGCUACAGUUCAGCUGCAAGGCUCUAUUUCAAUGCGUCGAAGAGACUGAGCAAGACAGGGGCACAAUGAGUGAAAUAGAAAGAUUGAGGGAGUCGUUAUCUGCCUUAGUACACGAAACCAACUGGGAGGAGAGGGAAGAUAUGUAUAGGAAAUUCUUCGAAGAAUAUGGUAACGCCGUCAUCGAAUCCCGGUGUCGUCGGGAGCAUGAGAUAUGUGAAGCGGGCCUUGCUGCUGCUGAACAAUUUGAGUACUGCGUACUGGGGAAGAAGGGCAUGACGGAGUCCUCGACCUCUGCUUGA